Molecule: messenger RNA, 954 nt
Organism: Parastagonospora nodorum SN15
Lineage: Eukaryota; Fungi; Ascomycota; Dothideomycetes; Pleosporales; Phaeosphaeriaceae
Exons: 1
Coding region: 1-954 (317 amino acids)
Source: RefSeq, a predicted model, not a curated record
AUGGGUCCAUCAACCUCCCUCUUCUCCCGCACCCGACCCAGCAGAUCCACCCCCAAGAAAAUCCGCGGCUUCCUCUCUCUCCCCGGCGAAGUCCGCAACCAAAUCUACGCUUACUACUUCGAAUCCCAAUUCCGCUGCGAAAUCGCCUCCAAAGGCGCCAACUUCCACCCACCCAAGCCCAAAACUGUCAAGCUCUGGGCCGGCUCGUACUCCACUAAGUCCCCAACCCUCCAGCACACCUCUUCAACCAAAGAAGACACUCCACUAACCAUCCGUGUAUCACGCCCGCUGGGUAAGUACACCAUUGUGGGUGGCGUCCAGACAAACUGGCUCGCCUCGCUGUUUGCAGUCAAUUUGGUGUGUAAGCAACUCCACACCGAGACUUUGCCCUUCCUCUACCAAAAAACCGUCUUCGUAUUCGACGCGCCAAAGCGCAUCCUGUCGUUCCUCAGUGUCGUUUCAAACUCGAAGCUGGCAUACAUCAGCAAGCUACAACUGUACUACACAACCUAUGGCUCGCCCCGCAAGGCUGCAGAUGGCGUGUGGCAGUCCAAGCACAGACAGAGCUGGCUGCGCGCGUGCACUGCGGCGUCGAAGAAACUCGUCAGCCUUCAGAGUCUCAGGAUCUGGAUAUGCGUGCUUGAUUCUCCGUUGCGGUUUAAUCUAAGAGAAGCGUGGGUGCUGCCGUUAUUACAGUUUCGGCGACUUACGCGCGACACCGAGACUCUCAAGGCCGUCGAUAUAGACUUUCGCACUGGCUUGUCGGGCUUCAGUUUCACGAAUCCGUCGCUCAGAUAUGCGAGUGAGGACUUGCACCGCUUGUUUGGUCAGGCGAUCAGGCUUGCUAUACUGGGUGCGAAGGAGGAAGUGGCUAUGAAGGGAUUUAAUGAGGCGUGGGAGGGCGAGCAUGAGAUGUGGCAGUAUCAUCUGGGAUAUGGGAAGACGGGGUGGUGA